GGACAAGCGGCGUCCGGUGCAGAGCGGGCUGGUCAGGCGGCUGGGGGUGGCGGGCUGCCCGGGGGACCGCCAUGGUGAGCCGCAAGGACAGCGUGUCGCGAACGGACCGGGCCAUGGUCGAGCACGUCAGGAGGCUUGUGUUUGAGGCCGACUCGGAGCACGAGCAGCAGACGCCGUCGGGCAGCGCGGGCUCGCAGGACCUGCAGCCGCCGUGCGAGGUGGUGGACGACGAGGCCGAGGUGAGCGAGCCCAGUCGCCGUCGAGCGCCACAGCGGCGCGAGUCCACCAAGCUGCAGUCGGCCACCAAGUUCCUGCGCUCGCUGCGCGCCGGCCGCGCCGAGCCGGCGGCCGAGGGCCCGCCGCCCGACCGCACGAGCCCUCACUACCACAGCGAGGGCAAGGCGGGCCGGCGGCGCGCCAAGCAGGCCAAGGCGCGCGGCGAGCCGACCGAACGCUCGCAAAGCUUCCACGACCACGUCGGCAAGCGACCGCCACCGGCAGGCGAAGGAGCGCGCCGCCGCGACAGCCUGGACAGCGACGUGACGCUGGCAGAGCUCGGUCGUGACCCAGAACCAACCGACGGCGUCUACGAGAACGUGGCGGCGGCCGGCGCGGCCGACGAGCCGCCGCGUUCCCUGCAGCGCGACCGCGAGCGCCGCUCAGCGCGCAAGCUCACCAAGGACUCUGGCUACGAGACGUCGCCCUACUCGGAGGCCGAUUACACGUCACUGUCGUUGCACAGUGGAAGCGCCGAGACGCUGACGACCGAGCGGCGGCCGGCGCUGCAGCAGUACCUCACCGAGGAGUACCUGAUCGGCGUCGACACCAGCCGCCGGCCGGCCGCCAAGCCGGCGCGGCGCGCCAGCGUCUCGGAGGGCUCCGAGCUCGGAUCAGUCCAUUCGGGCAGCACGCUGGUGGCCGAUCGGGCCGAGGACAGCCGCAGCUCCAGCAGCAGCAGCGGUCGGGUGCGGUCGCCGGCAGCGGGUGAGCAGCCGGCGCCCUCGGCGAGCCGCGGCGCCUCGGAGCUGCCACUCACGUACUCACAGUCGACGCCUUCGCUGACGCAGCAUGCGGUGACGCCUGCCGGCAUGGUGUACAACUACGCAGCUGGCACGGCGUCGGCCAUGUGGGACGAGGAGCGCGAGCGGCAGGCGUACGCCAAUCACCUGCGCUCGUCCUCGUACCAGCUGCACUCGCGCCAGCGGACGGCGCUGGCCGGCGGCUCGGACCAGACGCUGACGCUGCACGGCCGCCAGGGGUCCUCCCUCUCCGGCCACUCGGACGAGGACGGCCGCUCGCACGCCUCCUACCAGGGUCUGUUCUACGGCAAGGAGGCGGCCCGCGGCCCGGCCGACGCCCGCGCCGUUGGCUACGGAGCCGCGGUCGAGUUCCGGCCAGCGUCGUCGCACGACUCGCUGCCGGCCGAGCCGCCGCCGCCGCCGCCGCCGCCCCCUCCGCCGCCGCCGCCGCCGCUGCCUGCCUCGUCGGACGCGGCGUCCGACACUGCCAGCCUGCCCGACGGCGAGUCGCUCACGUACGACCUGGAAGACAUUGACCGUGCGCUGGCGACGGACGUACCCGAGCGUGACCCGGCCAGCCUGACGCACAUCCGCUACGGGGCCGGCCACGAGAAGUAUCCGUCGUGGCCGGUGCCGGCGGCAGCCGAGCCCGACUCGGGCCCGCUCUCCGGCGGCAGCUACCGGUCCAAGUCGUGGACAGACCACACCGAGUACCCGUCGGACCGUGCCGCCGCCGCCGGCUAUACGCGGCCGCUGCCCAAGAAGUCGCUGAGCGCCACGUUCCAGCAGCAGCUGAACACGGUGAUGGAGAAGUGCGAGCGGAUUGGUCCCGAGUCGUUCCUGGCGCCGGACGUGCGCGAGAAGUCCGAGUCGCCGCGCGACGACAAGUUUCCAGUGAUCGACCGAGACGGCCGCGAGCCGGGUGACAAGGACUACACGGUGCCGAGUCCGCCGGAGCGCGACUACGACGACAAGUUCCGUCGGCAGGAGGCGUUUCCAGAGGAUCUGGGACCACGCAGUCUGUGCACACCAUUCCUGGACCAGCUGCGCCGCGACAUCGUGAUGUCGCCCGUGGAGGACGGCGACGCGGCCGAGCCGGCGUGGAGCGGCGAGCGCGCCGAAGCCGAGGGCCAGCCGCGUAGCGGCCGCGACAGUGUCGCCACCGUUGUCACUUACAGCAGCAGCAACAGCUCUGGCGAAACGAUGCGGCUGUACGGAUCGUUCAGCGACAUCAGCGUGGUGAGCUCGGCCACCAGCCGCUCCGAUCCUCAGCCGGAUGCCCAGAUCGCGCACAGCUCGCGCGUCAGGCCGCCGCAGCGCCUGCUCCCGGAGAACGUGCCAACUGCCGCCCGCCACCGGCCCGAGUUCAAGCUGGCCAAGAGCAUGGACGAGACGAUGCUGGCGGGGCGCGAGCAGGACACGGUGGACGCGCGCGGCUCGCCUAAGUCAUCCCGCUCGCCCGCCAUCGACUACAGCAAGCCACCGUCCGUCACCGACCGCAUCAAGGCUCUGGAGAGUCAGUCGCGCGAGUCGCGCCGCGACCUCCACUCCAAGUCGGUACCGAAUCUGCUGGCCGACAAGUGGUCGUGGCGCGGCGCGCGUCCCGAGGCCGACGCGUCGCCGCCGUCUGCCGGCGAUGAGGGCACCGGGGCGGCGGUGCGCGCGGGCCGCGGCCAGGAGCAGGCGGCAGCGGCGGCGGAGCGAGCGCGGCCGCGCUCGUCAGCUCGUUCCGCCAGCUCUGAGCGGUAUCGCGGCCCGCUGCCGGCCGAGGCCGAGCCGCGCCGCCGGCCUGGCCACCACCCGACCGCGCUCAAGGCCAUCCAGAAGCAGGCCGUCAUGUCCUACUACGAGCGACAGAUGAGCCGGGCGGCCGCGCCGCAGCCGCCGGCCGACCCCAAGGUGCCCGAGAAGCAUGAGCGCGGCUACCGGGCCGGACCCACGCUGUGGCGCGUGCCGGAGGCGCUGCAGCCGGACUCUGCGACACGCACCGGGGCCGAGGCAGCGCCGCGCCCCACCCGCCGCUCGCACACCAGCAGCCGGGCCGUGCAGGCAGAGGAGGAGCCGGUGUACGAGUACUGGGAGGGACCACCACUCGUGCAGGUACAGAUCACGGAGCUACCCAGUGCCGACACCGCCUGCAGCCUACCGGCCGGACCGACUGCAGACGUCGAAUCUAACAGCAUUCGGGCAUCAACCAAAGCGAGUCAACACGUGCGGUCGAGCUCGCGGGACGACCUGCCGCCGGAGCGGCCGCCCAAGAAGCCGCACCUGCGCGCGCUCAGCAGCGGAGCGGCGCCGCAGGUGGCGGCGCCGUCUCACCAGCUGCUGGUGCCGACGCCGGACGAGUUCGCGCCAGCGCCCAGCCGCCCUCCCAAGAGCCCAUGCAUCCGGAAGCCGGCGAUGCCAGAGCCGGCCCGCUGCCAGUCUCCCGAGCUGCCGCCGCCACCGCCGCCGCCGCAGGCCGACGAGACGCUGAGCAUCAGCGAUGAGCCGCUGCCGCCACCGCCGCCCAUGCUGGAGCCGCUGCCGCUGCCGCCAGGCGGCAGCACCAGACCGGCGGCAGCUGCGCAGAGGGCGGCACCGCUCUCUCCGACCGCCGGCCAACAGGGGUCGGGGACCGGGGCCGCGGGGGCGGCGCGCGGACCCGCUGGCGCCGUCGCCUCCGCCACCGCGCCCGACGGUAGCCGACACAGCCGCCAGUGUGUGCGUGUGUGCCCGAUGGAGGGGGUCCGGGUGCCUCUGGCGAUCGGCACGCCCCCGAGGCGACGGCGCCGCAUGACGAUGGACAAGAUCAAGAUGAUGGUGCUGCAGACCUACCACAAGGACUCGUACAUGGCGCACCGGCGCGACUGGAAGUUCGGCUACGAGGGCCGCUACCGGCGCACCAUGUCGCCCUCGCCGCCAGCGCAGCGGGCUGAGCCGGCCUCGCCGCCGCCGGCCGUGGGGCGCAGUGUGUCGUACGCGGCGCCGCGCGGCGAGUUGGCCGCCUCACCUCGGCUGAAGACCUCCGCCAGCGUCGGCCGGCUGGCUGACGGCGCCGGCAAAGUUGCGCGCCAACCCAGCACCACGGUGGUGUUCACCGAGGCGGAACUGCGCGCCUUCCGCGCGCGCGAGCAGCGCGCCAAAGAGCUGCUGACCGACGGCGCCGAGGAGGACAAGGAGAACGUGCGCGAGCAGAACGGCGCCGUGGUGGAGCCGGUGUCGCACCCGCGCCGCCAGUACAGCCUAGAGCUGCUGAGUCGGCCAGCCGCCGCGUCUGGCAACGACCAGGACACGGCCUCGCCCCCGUCUGCCGUAUAUCGGUCACCGAUCGCUGAGGCCAGGAACGAGCGCUUCGCGGCAUACAAGAAGUACAGCGACAUCAAGCCAAACUGUAGUCCUGUGGUGACGACGCCGACGGACUCGAGUGGCGUCCUAGCGCCGGCACCGACGCUGCCGGUGGCGGCGGCGGCGGCGCCUGAUAGCGCCGAGCUGGCGCCGGUGCCGGCGCGGCCACCAGCCAGUGACGUGGAACGGGUGAGCAGGGACGCGACGCCGACCGCCGAGACGACGCCGCCGCCGCCGCCACCGCCGCCGCUGCCACCGGUGGCCUCCCCGCCGGCCUCUCCUCCGGGCUCCCCACCGGCUUCCCCACCGUCUUCCCCGCCGGCCUCCCCUCCGGCUUCUCCUCCGGCCUCCCCUCCGGCCUCUCCGCCCAGUCGGCCACAGAUCGGUCGACGCAAGCUGCCUGAGGAGCUCGAGUGUGAGCGGCUGUCCCGCGUCUUCGUGACGCACGCCGCCGUAGACAACAAGCUGCAAAACCUGCUCGUGCCGGGCCCAGAGCAUCGGACCAGCGCCCACUACAUCCAGGGACUGUUUGACCUUCAGCUGACCCAGCCGGGGUCACGGAAGGCCAGUCAUACCAGUCUCUCCAGCGCAGCCCCGGCCCUCUCGCCCUCCGCGUCGCCGGACAAAUCGUCUGCUGAGACGUCUCCGCUGCGACCGGACUCGGCCUACUUCACCACGUCCGCCUCCAAGGCCAAGUUCCUGACCCAAUACGGCCGUGACGUGUCUGCCGACCAGAGCCUCAAGAACGUCAGAAAUGUGGAGGAGGUCAAGCGACAGCAGGAGGAGCUGGCGUCGCGAAUCGCGCGCAAGCUGGAGAUUCUGCGCGCCGAGCAGCAGGCGGUGCGCCAGGAGAUCGAGACGAACGUGGCGUUGGGUGAGGCGGUGACGGCGCGCGUGGGGCAGCUGGCGCUGCCCAGCGAGGCUGACAAGUACAGCACAUACGUGGAGCAGAUCGGCACCAUCACCAGCCUGCUACUGGGCCUCAGUGGCCGGCUGGCGCGCGCCGAGAACGCGCUCGUCUCGCCCGGACUGCAGGACGUCGACGAACGGGCGAACCUGAUCAGCAAGCGAGACAAGCUGAGCGAGCAGCUGGAGGAGGCGCGUAAGCUGAAGCUGAAUAUUGACCGGCGGAGUCAGCAAGUGAACAUGUUCCUGCAGCACUGCCUCAGCUCGGACGAGUACGCCGACUAUCAGCACUUCAUUCAGAUGAAGGCCAAGUUGAUCAUGGACUCGCGCGAGAUCGACGACAAGCUACGGCUGGGCGAAGAGCAGCUGGCCGCGCUCACCCAGUCGUCGAGCUGCACGUGACUAGCGGUGGCGCCGCCCUCUGGCACGAAGGCAGAGCCACCUAUUGAGUGAUAUCAUUGCUGCUGCUGCGCGAGGAAGCCGGCAGACGUCGUGCUGUGUGAUAUCUGACAUUGUCCCUUGGACUGCCAUACAGACGCCUGGCACCUAGUAACGGGACGACACUAUUUAAAUGUGAAUUCAUACCCUAGUGAGGCAUUUUUCAACAGAGACCUUUUUAUUCGUGCGUGACUUGUCCUGGGCGUUUUACUCUGCAUCGGUAUUCUUCCCAGGCGUCGGGGUAGUGUGAGCCGUGUCUCAAAUUGAGGAGGCCCCGGCGAAAACCGUCCCUACUGCUGUGUAUUUGCAAUAUCUCUGCCGUUCGAAAGCCUUGCAAAGUAAGAAUAUCAUUGUGAUGUAAAUACCAGGAGAAAGGACUCGACGACGCUAGCGAUCGGGUUUCGCGCUGGGAACUUCUCCUGUCGCCUGCACCGCAUAUAAGAAGGAUAUGUGCCAGAAUUUACUGUUGUUAUACCUAGCAUAGGUCAAUGAGCUUUCGAAUCAUCUCGUGUAAUGUUCGCCUUAUCUGGGGCUGGGUAGAGUGUGCCACCUUGCGCGAUCGGUGGGCUUCAGUUCCCAAUGAUCAGAAUAUCAGUAUAUUGUACCAUGUGUAAACUUGUUAAUAAACUAUUGCCAUGCAUAUUUGCGUGUAGAAACAAUCGAAGCGUCUUUACAAUAAGUCGGGAGAAAGAAGUGUGCCAUGGAAUGUUUUAAAUGCAGAGGAUUGCGAGAGUCCACAAAACCAUUGU
Molecule: messenger RNA, 6439 nt
Organism: Pollicipes pollicipes
Lineage: Eukaryota; Metazoa; Arthropoda; Thecostraca; Pollicipedomorpha; Pollicipedidae
Product: protein Shroom3
Exons: 14
Coding region: 72-5654 (1860 amino acids)
Biological process (GO): cell morphogenesis; actin filament organization
Cellular component (GO): adherens junction; cortical actin cytoskeleton; apical junction complex
Molecular function (GO): actin filament binding
Source: RefSeq, a predicted model, not a curated record